CCUUGGGUGCGUGUGUGUGCGCCACGGACGGUCCGCGCAAGGAGCUUGGUUGUACAGAGGCUACCGUGUACUCUUAUUAAAGUGGGAAAAAGAGUAAAGAGGGGGACCUGGAAAACACGAGCUUUUAACACCUAUAGGACGCACUUCCAGCGUGUUUUUGUGGGUAAAAACCUACCGCUGUUCGCUCAGCUGUGCGCUCCCGUUUAAACCGGAGGAAACGUCCGGGCUUGAACGGACAAGAAUGAGCCCCUUGUCUGCCUAGCGACCCAUCCCUGUUAAAGAUGACUCAAGGAAGAUUCCUUUUGAUUAUUCCUCUUCCUCCGCUUUUGGUUGCACCCAUUAAGCAGUCAAGAAGGUCUCCCUUCUCCUCCCUAUGACAUGAUUUAACCCACGUGAUCUUGUCACCAUGAUGGCCUCUGUGGUCGCCAGUGGAAACCGAGAUGGGCAAAAUCUGGUCUUGAAAGGGGUCGACCCGGAGACCUGCAUGAUCGUGUUCAAGAACCACUGGGCUCAGGUGGUAAAGAUCCUUGAAAAGCAUGAUCCCCUGCGCAGCAGCUCCACCCUGCCUUCCCUGGGUGUCAUCCACCUCAACACCAGCGGCAGCCCCCGCUUCGGCCCCGUCCCCGGAGACGAGGCGAACGCCGUACAGAACUACGUGGAGCACAUGCUCUUCCUGCUGAUGGAGGAGGAAAGCGGUCAGGAGGGAGCCAUGGGCCCCAUCCUGGAGUUCGUGGUGAUGGAGAACGUGAUGGAGCGCUUGUUUGUGUGGAGCCUCCGCAGGGAGUUCACCGACGAGAUGAAGCUGGAGCAGCUGAAGAUGUACGAGAUGCUGGUCGGCCAGGCGCGCCAGCCCCUGCUGCAUCACAAGCCCAUCCUGAGGCCGCUCAUGAUGCUGCUGUCCUCCUGUUCGGGCACGGCGGUGGCGGCGGUCGAGGCUGAGCUGGUGCUGCUGCUCAACCAGCUGUGCUGCGUCCUGGCAAAGGACCCCUCAAUCCUGGAGCUAUUUUUUCACACCAGUGAGGAUCAGGGAGCCACCAACUUCCUCAUCUUCUCCCUGCUCAUCCCCUUCAUUCACAGGGAGGGCACGGUGGGCCAGCAAGCCAGAGACGCCCUUCUGCUCAUCAUGUCGCUGUCUGCUGAAAAUGAGCGAGUGGCCAAACACGUUGCAGAGAACACCUACUUCUGCCCGGUGCUGGCCACAGGGCUGAGUGGUCUGUACUCAUCUCUGCCCACCAAACUGGAGGUUCCCAGUGAGGAGUGGCACUGUCUUCACAGAGAGGACUGGCAGCAGAUGCCGUCACUUGUCCAGUUUCUCAACUCACUGGAAUUCUGCAACGCUGUCAUUCAGGUGGCCCACCCUGUUAUCAGAGACCAGUUGGUCGAUUACAUCUACAAUGGUUUCCUUGUGCCCGUCCUAGCACCAGCGCUGCACAAGCUCACUCUAGAGGAGGUGAUGACCACGACGGCGUACCUGGACCUUUUCUUGAGAAGCGUAUCUGAGCCGGCCCUGCUGCAGACGUUCCUCUCCUUCAUCCUCCUCCACCGACAUGAGAGCGUCCAUAUUUUAGACACACUGGUCAGCCGCAUCAACACCCCCUUCCAGUUGGGGACCGUAUCACUGUCACUGUUCCGCACUCUCAUUGGCUUAUGCUGUGAAGAUGUGAUGCUGCAGCUUGUAUUGAGGUACCUGAUCCCCUGCAGUCACAUGAUGUUUAGUCAGAGACGUGUGGUGAAGGAGAGGGACUUCUACUCGGCAUCAGCAGCCAAGAUCCUGGCGUUGACACCGUCCUGCUGCUCUCCUGAUCACAGUCCUCCGCCCCUCCGACAGCUGGACUCCAUCCUUUUUUCUAAGGGUGCAGAUGCUCCCAAAGACUCCAGAAGCACAGAGCAACAUAAAAACUUCUUAGAAGGGGAUGACGGUUCGGGUAACUCCUGCACCAUCGGCUCAGAAAUCUACCUGGACGUCAGUUAUCUUCAUUACCUCUACGACGCCCGACUCAGCAUCAGCAGGUGCAUGGAAGCCUGCCAGGUUUGGUCGGCCCCAUACGACGGCGACGACCCUCCCCCUGAGAAAUACCAGCCAGGCAUCCUGGAGGAACCGUCGCUGAAGAGCCGACAAGCCCAGACGUCUCUGAAGAGAGUCCCUCAGCUGCUGGCGCCGCACCCUCCUCGACCCAGCCCGCCAGCUCUGCCUUCCGUCAUCCAGCAGGAGCUGGAGUGGGACGACAGUUACGAUGCGUGCCCCGUGCAGACAGCUGAGGCUCCUGCGGAGAGUAAACCUCCUAAACCAGCUCCUGCUGAGCCUCCGAGGCACAUCCAGGAGAUGAGGAGAACAGCCAUCAUGUUAGUUAAAGGUUCAUACAUUGAAGAAAAUGAGUUCCAGGAUGAUGUCAUGGUCUAUGAUCUCGUCGCAAAGAAAGACACCACACAUGCCGAGCGCACAAAGUCCACACCCAACGGUUCCUCGUCAGACUCAGCAGAAGUUCCCCUGAGAAAUGGGCUCAGUCUAACACUUGCAGCCUCUGAGAGUACUGACGAUAGCAAAAACAGCUUGGAGACAAAAGUCAAAGGUCCGACAGACCGUAAUGCAAAUCUCCGUAAGAGCAGUGCUGAGCCAGGCGAGGAUCUUUUAGCUCAGUACGAGGAGCUCCUUCGCACUCUGGACAAGGAAGCAGGUGUGAAACAGGUCAAGAGUGACGGAGAGUCAAACAAGCCCACCACAGCCUUGGAGGAGGGCGGGGAUGAUGAGGAGAUGGACUUCACCUCCUUCUCUGCCGAAACACCAGACCACGAGAAACUGCAUUCACCAUUUGGGACAGUUAGUCGGCUUCGCAGUGGAAGCACGAAUAAAAACCAUUCAGUGCCUUUUACAGGUCCAUUUGUAAGUGUGCUGUUAUCUCGUUUGGAGAAUAUGCUCUCAAACUCGCUUCACGUCAACCUGUUGCUGACGGGCAUCCUGGCCCAGUUGGCUGCUUACCCUCAGGCUCUGCUUCGCUCGUUCCUCCUCAACACCAACUUGGUUUUCCAACCGAGUGUGCGCUCCCUUUACCAGGUUCUAGCCACCGUGAAGAACCAGAUAGAAGAGCUCGCUGCCAGGAGGAAGGACUUUCCAGAACGAAUCACUGCUGCACAACACUGGUUAUUGGCCAGGGAGGCUUCAUCCACCACAGCAGACAAAAACAUCAGCACUGGUUCCAAGCAUCACGAAGGGGGGAGGAUCUUGCAAAGUUCACCACCACCAAAACCUAAAACCAUCUCUGUGGAUCAGACGGAAGUCUUCGCCACCGUCCUCUUCACCGAGUUCCUCAAAGAACUGGCUGCGAUCAUGCAGGAGCACUCCGUCUUAUCUAGCAUUCCCAUGGAAGAGCAAUAGUGUCCAAAAACUCCCCCUGCGAUGAAUCCGACCUGACUCUUUAUACACUUUUAUAGGUACUACUUUGUGAAGUGGUACCAGGAUUUUUAUAUGACAGAUUUUAAAAAUAUAUAGAUAUAUAUAUAUUUAUUUUUUCCGAGCAAAAUAACCAACUUUAGAUUUUUUUGUUUCCUUCUUUUUCAGCUUACUUCUAUAAAGUGUAAAGUCAAAAUCAAGUCCACACUUUGAGCUGAAAAUAUAUUAAAGUAACCAGCCAGUUCCUUUAAUCUGUCGAACCACCAGCUUCACUGACCAAAGACUUACAGAGGUGCUCUGCUUCCAUGAAAAGCGUAUUUUCCCCCAUUUUUAAGUGAACAUUCAUCUUACCUCUGAGCUAUCGAGGUUCUGCCCUUCACCUCCAACCCCGCGAUGCUGCUCUAUGUGGUUCCCAGGUGCCUGCUGUGUUGUGGGAUUACAAUGAAUGGUCAUUAUUUUCCCCCCUUUUAAUCAACUGGCAGCAAACAAAAAACAAACACACUUUCACUUUCUUCAAGUUUUUUUUAUGUCUUUUAAAUUCAAAAAGUGAACUUCUACAAUAUCUGUGUUGGUGGAGAUUGUCUUAGUUGUUUUCCUGCUUAUCGGUGAUGGUACCUCAGGAGUCUUAAUGCCCAGUUUGUUGGCUUGUUUUUCUCUUUAAUGCACUAGUUUCUCACAUUUAUGGGCUCCAAAUCUUCUCCAUAUCUGCACAGAUUGACAAAUCCCAACAGGUUAAUCAAUGCUGUAUUAAAUUUGCCUUACUUUGCUUUAUAAUGUACAUAUCGCAGAGAAAAUGUUGUAAACAGAACACUAUGCAAGCAUACUUUGGGGUAUAAGUAAGUUUAGUAUAUUUUGAUACUGGGAAGGGGUAUUUAUACUGUUCUUAGUUUUGUUAUUAGAUUGUUUUUUUUCCCUAGUCAUCACUUUCCUCUGGUUGAGGAUUGUAUAGGUUGAUGUCCGAGUUUGAAAUCUCACUGCGUUGAUGGUUAUGAUUCUGCAUAUGUUGAAAACUAUAUUGUGUAAAAGGCCUUUCAGACAGGAUGCGGUGGAAGUUUUGGCGCAGCACCGUAGAGAAGGGAACACCUGCACAAAAGCAUCAGUUGCUAAGCAACUGAAAAGCUUUCCAGGAAGUGGGUGGGAGAUAUUACACAGUUUGUUUUUUAUUUGAGUUGUGGAGAUGCAGGCAGGCUGCGUUGUUCUGCUUGUUGCUAAAAAUCACAAAAAAAAUCCAACUCUAGCUUUAGAUGCAUCGAUGAGGAGGAGUAGACCAGCUGCAGCAAAGAAGACGAAGAUGUGUCGGUUGACGAUGUCCUCGAUUAUAGACAAGAGUUGGGAGAGUUUUAGGCUCGUCCAUGAGUUGCAGCUGUACACCGACUGUCCUCAGGUCAACGGUCCUUCAGGCUGAGUCAGGAGACGGUUUGGAGCUGCUUGGGCAGAUGAUCACUUCACAAGAACAUUAAAAGCAUUGGAGAUUUCUGUUUGCACCACAGCUUUCUCUUCAUGUUGCAGUAUGUCUUCCUAAUUGUACAGCUCAGGAAAAGGUUACAUCACCAAACCCAGGUCGCCGUCAUUGUCCAAUCCUGCCGGGUUAUAACCCAGGUGUUGCCACUGUGCGCCGCGUCCUUCCUGAAAGGCUCUCAGCAGUUACCGAGGUGAUGUCAGUUUACCAAGAUGACAGCAAUGUGAUGUUAAUUUACGUCAUUCAUCUGGUUAAAGCACAUGGUUGAUGGAGUAAAUGUUUUUAUGAAUUCAUCAGGAUAUACAUACUUGCAAGUUGGUGCCUUAAAACUUUGAUUUGGUUUAAAAUUUUGCCAGUCUUUUUUCCUCCUAAAAAAAAAAAACCCCAAAACAUUAAAACAAAUGUUUUAAUGUUUUGGGUUUUUUUGCACUUGAUGCUGACAGUUUUCGGGAAAGUCUGGUUUUUACAGAAAGCUGAAGUUGUCAAGGAACAAGAAAAGUUUGCAUCUCUUCACAGUAUCAAACAAAGAAGCAGUUUUAUGCAUCAUGAAAAGUGGAAGUAUAUUCUAUUCUAUAAAUGUUCUCAAGAAAAUCUUGUAGUUUAAUAACAAGUCCCUUAUUUUAGAGCUAAAUGUGUACAUUUGUAUUUUGGAUCAAUUUUCAGUGAGCUCAGUUGUGUAAAAUCAGUAACGAUAUUAUGAAAAUGAGCUUUGACAAAUGUAUUUCUCACAUUUUUAGCCUCAUCAGCUAUACUGAGUACAUCAAUGUCGUCAUCUAAGUUAGGCAGAUGAAGUCAUUUUUGUUUGAAUCUUACAAUCUUACACAUGUACUUAAUUCUCUUCGGGCCGUGAAUUAUGGAUCAGGAUCUCUUUGUGUGCUAUCUUGUUUUUAACAGGGCUUAGAAAUAUAUAUUUGUAACAGUCAAAGCCAUUUUCAGAAAUGUUGAAUGUCUGUUUCUCAGUAGUUGAAGAAUGUUACAGAGCACUUUAAUUGGCCUUUUUCAUACCACAGUGCCACUCGGAGUGUGUCGACACGUCCAGUUCAGGGCCACGGUCUCUGUUGCAGGAAUGCAGUCGGUACGAGCAAGAUUGUUGACCAGUUUGUGUCUCAGUAGAUCCGGAGUCCAAAGAUGAAUUCUGCCUGUUUUUUGUUUCAAGGUUUCACUCGGUUGCUGUUUGUUUUCAACUUUAAAAAUGCAAAAGGUAUGCCUCUUUUAAUAAAGGAAGAGCUGAAACUGGA
Molecule: messenger RNA, 6085 nt
Organism: Cololabis saira (Pacific saury)
Lineage: Eukaryota; Metazoa; Chordata; Actinopteri; Beloniformes; Belonidae
Gene: fhip1aa
Product: FHF complex subunit HOOK interacting protein 1Aa
Exons: 13
Coding region: 407-3373 (988 amino acids)
Source: RefSeq, a predicted model, not a curated record